GGAUCAGCUGACAGCACUCAGCUUCUCGUUUUGAUGCUCUUCCUCCUCCGUCGGCUGAUAGCGCUUCUUUAAACACUAUUAUUUGGCUAUCUUUGCCUUACUGGCGUCAGAUUUUAAAUUUGAGCCAAGCAUAUCUUGCUGAUCCAGCAGGUUAGGCCGCCGGAUAGAUGUUGUUGGAGUGGAUGAUGAACGGACACGCCAUUCUUUACACAGGGGUCACUUUGGCCUUCUGGAGCACCAUACUAAUCGUCGGAAUCUGCUAUACCAUAUUUGAUCUUGGAUUCCGCUUUGAUGUGGCAUGGUUCCUGACAGAGACUUCUCCUUUCAUGUGGGCCAAUCUGGGGAUUGGCUUGGCCAUCUCUCUGUCCGUGGUGGGAGCUGCCUGGGGAAUCUACAUCACUGGCUCAAGCAUCAUUGGUGGUGGUGUCAAGGCUCCACGAAUCAAGACCAAGAAUUUGGUCAGCAUCAUCUUUUGUGAAGCUGUUGCGAUCUAUGGGAUCAUCAUGGCCAUUGUAAUAAGCAACAUGGCUGAGAGCUUCAGUGGAACAACCCCGGAGACCAUCGGAGCAAGGAACUACCAAGCUGGUUACUCCAUGUUUGGAGCCGGUCUGACUGUGGGCUUUUCCAACCUCUUCUGUGGCAUCUGUGUUGGCAUCGUGGGCAGCGGAGCAGCUUUGGCAGACGCCCAGAACGCCAGCCUCUUCGUGAAGAUUCUCAUUGUGGAAAUCUUUGGCAGCGCAAUUGGCCUGUUUGGUGUUAUUGUAGCCAUUCUGCAGACGUCGAAAGUAAAGAUGGGUGACUAGAAGAUGCGUUCACUCUGGGAAGAUAAAAAGAUAUUGCUGGAAAAUAAGAUGGAUUAUUGUGUAAAUACAUCGUAAAUUAUUUAAAUGUCUCUAUUUGCCUGGUAUUGUUUUUAACCAUCAUUCAUGCAAGAGUUGUUGGUCUGUCCUUUUGUCUCAUAAGAACCAUGAAGGUUGAGUAAGAAAUCGCCAUGUGACACAUGAUGCAGCUGUUAUCGCUUGAAUCGAAUUGUUUACCGGUUGGCAAUUCAUGGCAAUGUUUUUUUUUUUUUUCUGACCACUCUUGGAUGAAUGAUGAGUUAAAAAUUACGCUAGAGUGUUUGAAAAUAUUUGUGUGUGCGUGCGUGUGUGUGUGUGUAUACUCUGAAUACGUGAUCUUUUUUCUUUCUUUCUUUUUUCCUGUGAAGCAUGAGGGUGUUUACCAUUGUGUUUGUAGCCUGGUCUGUCAGUUUUUGUUUUCGCGUCUGUUCUUUGCUGAUAAGCAAGUGGUCCUUAAUCCACACAGUGGCCCAAAUACGGUGUUUGUCAAGCCUCCCGCAGUAGAAGUCACAGAGAAUCUAUGUAGUUUUGAAAUGGAGUACAGAGCUGCAAUCAUUAGUAAUGUAACAGGACAGUUGGACAUACUUUUGGGACGCCAAACAGUCAGACACACAACACAGCAUCAUUUGAUUAGUUCCUGAAAAUCUUAUGGCACUAGGAUUUUUAUAUUUGAAACCCAUGAUCCUCAAGAACAUAACUGUCAGCCAGAACUCCCAGCUUUUCCCCAGAGUCUCCUCUGAUUUUUGAGUUUAGUUUAAACCACAUUAUGAACCUUUUCAGUAGUUUUUACAAGGAUAAAUUGGAUAUAGGAAGAGAGGGAAGCUAAGUGAUUCUGGGUAACAGAAAUACUACCAGAAAAAGAUUUUGUCCAAAGUGUUACGCACAGAGACCUUUAACAAUCUUGCAAGGAAACAACAGUGACCUUAGCUCGAAGCUGGUUUUAGGAAACUCAAUGUGUCAGCUUACAUAUGAAUGAAGUCAAAACUGCAAUACAUUGUUCAGCCUUAUAUGUGGUUGGACAGGAAAGGGGGUUUAUUUUAAAGGGCAUCACCCUAGUAUUACCUUGCACUGGAUAGUAACUGAUAUUAUUUCCUGUAACAUCACCAUUGUUGAACUGUGCAGAUGCAGUGGUCAACUGUCUUGUAUUUUAAGCAGUCUCAGGUGGUCUGGUGCCAAAAACUGUGGACUCCAUUACAUAAUCAACUUCAUGGAUACAGAUUUUAAAUAUCCGUAUUUUGCAUAAAAAAAUAAUUCUACAAAUCUUCAUAUGACUUUUUUUUAUUCGAAUGUCUUGUUUUGAAUGUUAACAUGUUAACAGAUGUUUGACAAUAUUGUAUCAAAUGUUAACUGUUCAUGUCUGUGUUCCCAAAUUAUUUUCUAACAUUCCUGAAGAGUCAUGUAUGUAAGGUAGCAGCAGACAAUAGUAGACUCCUGCUACAUCACAACAAAGCCACCAUGAAAGCUUUAUAAUCUUAGUUUGUACAGAUUUUCUCAUCAGCCAGUUGCUAUACAGUGAGCUGUAUCCCAUUUAAGUUAGAAAUCUGGGUAAACUGAUUAUUUUUAUUUUCUUUUUUAACUUGAGUUUUCUGAACCUUUGGCUGCCAGGGCACAGAGUGCAAAAUGCUGCGAUACUAUAGAGUGUAACGUUUGCUGGUGAUAUGUAUGGAAACACAUUUUGUUCUUGAUGCAUCAUUCCACAGAGAUGACAGACCACGGCUUACUGUAAAUUGUCUGAAUUUUUUUCCUUGUAAUUUUUCCUUGACCCUUCUUGUGAUGUUCUGAAAGAGAGUAUAAACAUUGAAUCUUAUAUGGGGAAACUGAAUAGUCUUAAGUAUAUGUAGACCUGGCCCUCCCAAAGGUGUCUUAGCUGCAAGAUCAUCUUUACCGUUAUGAUGGUUUUAUAAUUAAACCUAGAUUGAACUACAAGAUGCCUUUGGUAAACCAGGCUCUGUACCAAACCCCUGGCUUUCAGUGACUGUAGAUGGUACUGUGUGUGCUUUAUGUUGAUGUGAUGGUGAUCAGAAAAUAACUCAUUGUUUUUGACAUUGUGUAUAAUAAGAAAAACAGAUCUUCCUUCUGGCUUCAUAAAUGUCCUUGAGAAAAUAAAAUGGUCCAAUCAAUA
Molecule: messenger RNA, 2961 nt
Organism: Toxotes jaculatrix (banded archerfish)
Lineage: Eukaryota; Metazoa; Chordata; Actinopteri; Toxotidae
Gene: atp6v0b
Product: ATPase H+ transporting V0 subunit b
Exons: 8
Coding region: 168-803 (211 amino acids)
Biological process (GO): proton transmembrane transport
Cellular component (GO): proton-transporting V-type ATPase, V0 domain
Molecular function (GO): proton-transporting ATPase activity, rotational mechanism
Source: RefSeq, a predicted model, not a curated record